This is a messenger RNA of Capsella rubella, 1178 nucleotides long. Its product is annotated as TATA-box-binding protein 2. NCBI's taxonomy places the organism in Eukaryota, Viridiplantae, Streptophyta, Magnoliopsida, Brassicales, Brassicaceae. Gene Ontology annotation, biological process: DNA-templated transcription initiation. Bases 302 to 904 code for a protein of 200 amino acids. Gene Ontology annotation, molecular function: RNA polymerase II general transcription initiation factor activity; DNA binding. The record is from RefSeq and is a predicted model, not a curated record. The transcript is spliced from 10 exons.
UCCCCCUUCAGAUCACAAAAUCUCAUCCCCUGAGAGAGAGAACCCAGAGAGAGAGAGAGAGAGAGCGAUAUUGAAAAUCAAAAGCUCUCUCCUUUAUAUAAACUCCCAAUUUACAAAUCUCUUUCCCUCUCUAAAUAUUUAUCUUCUUCUUCUUUGUAUAAAAAGCCUUCACCUUUUUCUUUGAAUCAUUCAUCACCACCUUCCUUUCGCCUUUUUUGGGGAAUUUCUCUCAAUCUAUAUUAGGGUUACGAAACCCUAAAUUUUUGUUUUGAAAUCCCGGAUCGUUAACUAGCGAAAGAGGAUGGCUGAUCAAGGAAUGGAAGGGAGCCAACCUGUUGACCUUACUAAGCAUCCCUCUGGGAUUGUUCCAACUCUUCAGAAUAUUGUCUCGACAGUGAACUUAGACUGCAAGCUUGAUCUUAAAGCCAUAGCUUUGCAGGCUCGGAAUGCUGAAUAUAACCCCAAGCGUUUUGCUGCUGUAAUUAUGAGGAUAAGAGAGCCAAAGACUACAGCGUUGAUCUUUGCAUCUGGGAAAAUGGUGUGCACUGGAGCUAAAAGUGAACAUCUUUCAAAGCUGGCUGCAAGAAAGUAUGCUCGGAUUGUUCAAAAGCUUGGCUUUCCUGCAAAGUUCAAGGAUUUCAAGAUUCAGAACAUUGUAGGCUCCUGUGAUGUCAAAUUCCCCAUUAGGCUUGAAGGUCUUGCAUACUCUCAUAGUGCUUUCUCAAGUUACGAGCCUGAGCUAUUUCCAGGAUUGAUAUAUAGGAUGAAACAACCAAAGAUUGUUCUGCUUAUUUUUGUGUCAGGAAAGAUUGUUAUAACUGGAGCCAAGAUGAGAGAUGAGACUUACACCGCAUUUGAGAAUAUCUACCCAGUUCUGUCAGAGUUCAGGAAAGUCCAGCAAUAAUAGUAUCAGAGCCUACAAUAUCGAAAGCAAAAAACCAUAAUUACAUUUGGAUUGCCAAGAAGUAGAGAUCUCAGGUGGUGGUUUAGCGCUUGGUGAGGUUAUUUUCCUUGGAAAGGAACAUGGUUUGAUUCAGAUUGAAAACCAGAAAUUGUAAAUACAGAAUGGAGAUGUCAAGAAAUCUCUUUCUUUUUUUGUUCUAAAAAAGUUUCUUUCAAGUAUCUUGUUUCAUGUUCUGUUUGUUUCAAUGAGCAAUUACCCAAUCAUUCAAGAGUCA